AUGUCUGUGACUGGUGUCUGCCCCGAUACAAUUCGUGUCGUUAAUGGAGGCUCUUCUUACGAGGGUCGAGUUGAGGUUCUCUACCAAGGCGAGUGGGGGACAGUCUGCGAUGAUGGAUGGGGCCUUAAUGAUGCUAAUGUGGUCUGUCGCAUGCUUGGUUACCCUUCUGCAUCCAAUGCUUGGGGCAGCGCCCACUUCGGUGAAGGAUCAGGUCCGAUCAUGCUGGACGAUGUGAACUGCCAAGGGAAUGAAUCAAGCCUAGCUGAAUGCCAACAUCGUGGCUGGUUUAGUCAUGACUGUUGGCAUGGGGAGGACGCUGGAGUUACUUGUGAGAGAGGGAUACGAUUAGUGAAUGGCGACACCAUCUAUGAAGGCAUAGUGGAGGUGAUUGUUGACGGUGUCUGGGGAACAGUGUGCAACCAGGGCUGGGGUUAUGAUGACGCCGAUGUGGCCUGCAGACAGCUCGGCUAUGGACCGGUCCGGAGUAUCCCGACUGACCGUAGAUAUGGUCUAGGUGUUGGUCCUAUCCACUUUAAAAAUGUCUACUGCAAUGGUUGGGAAAGCUCGUUUUUCGACUGUCCAACCUCUGAUCCUGAAGGUUGCUACCACCUCAACGAUGCCUGUUUGAUAUGCCAAGCUCCUUACCCUAAUACUGACAGUCCUGUCGACAACACCACUGAACCAUCCUACGGCUGCAGUUCAUAUGAGUGGAGAUGCUACAACAACGGUCAAUGUAUUCACUACACGACUGAACCAUCCUACACCGGCUGUAGAGCAUAUGAGUGGAGAUGCUACAACAACGGUCACUGUAUUCAAGACUAUCAACGAUGCAACGGAUACUCUGACUGCUACUAUGGCGAGGAUGAAUACAACUGUUACGGAAACACCGUUGCUCCCACUAUAGACGUUAAUCCGCCCUCAAACAUGGUACGACUAGUGAAUGGCAGCACCAUCUAUGAAGGCAGAGUAGAGAUGUUCGUCGAUGGUUCCUGGGCAACGUUUUGCGGAUACUCUUGGUACAGGGAUGAGGCUCAAGUUAUCUGCAGACAGCUUGGCUAUGAAAAUGUCAUUCGUGCCACUAAUUACGCUGCAUAUGGUCAGGGUGUUGGUAAUAUUGUAAAUGUGUACUGCUAUGGCAGGGAGAGCUCGAUUCUCGACUGCACGUUUUCUCCCGUAUCCUCCUGCCCCCAUUAUAAAGAUGCUGGUGUUAAAUGUUCAGGUAAGGCAAACUUGUUCGUCCAAGUUUUUAUUUUAUUGUUUUUAUACCUAGGCCCCGAUACAAUUCGUGUCGUUAAUGGAGGCUCUUCUUACGAGGGUCGAGUUGAGGUUCUCUACCAAGGCGAGUGGGGUACAGUCUGCGAUGAUGGAUGGGGCCUUAAUGAUGCUAAUGUGGUCUGUCGCAUGCUUGGUUACCCUUCUGCAUCCAAUGCUUGGGGCAGCGCCCACUUCGGCCAAGGAUCAGGUCCGAUCAUGCUGGACGAUGUGAACUGCCAAGGGAAUGAAUCAAGCCUAGCUGAAUGCCAACAUCGUGGCUGGUUUAGUCAUGACUGUUGGCAUGGGGAGGACGCUGGAGUUACUUGUGAGAGAGGGAUACGAUUAGUGAAUGGCGACACCAUCUAUGAAGGCAUAGUGGAGGUGAUUGUUGACGGUGUCUGGGGAACAGUGUGCAACCAGGGCUGGGGUUAUGAUGACGCCGAUGUGGCCUGCAGACAGCUCGGCUAUGGACCGGUCCAGAGUAUCCCGACUGACCGUAGAUAUGGUCUAGGUGUUGGUCCUAUCCACUUUAAAAAUGUCUACUGCAAUGGUUGGGAAAGCUCAUUUUUUGACUGUCCAACCUCUGAUCCUGAAGGUUGUUACCACCUCAACGAUGCCUGUUUGAUAUGCCAAGCUCCUUACCCUAAUACUGACAGUCCUGUCGACAACACCACUGAACCAUCCUACGGCUGCAGUUCAUAUGAGUGGAGAUGCUACAACAACGGUCAAUGUAUUCGAAAAACCGUUGCUCCCACUGUAGACGUUAAUCCGCCCUCAAACAUGGUACGAUUAGUGAAUGGCAGCACCAUCUAUGAAGGCAGAGUAGAGAUGUUCGUCGAUGGUUCCUGGGCAACGUUUUGCGGAUACUCUUGGUACAGGGAUGAGGCUCAAGUUAUCUGCAGACAGCUUGGCUAUGAAAAUGUCAUUAGUGCCACUAAUUACGCUGCAUAUGGUCAGGGUGUUGGCCCCGAUACACUUCGUGUCGUUAAUGGAGGCUCUUCUUACGAGGGUCGAGUUGAGGUUCUCUACCAAGGCGAGUGGGGUACAGUCUGCGAUGAUGGAUGGGGCCUUAAUGAUGCUAAUGUGGUCUGUCGCAUGCUUGGUUACCCUUCUGCAUCCAAUGCUUGGGGCAGCGCCCACUUCGGUGAAGGAUCAGGUCCGAUCAUGCUGGACGAUGUGAACUGCCAAGGGAAUGAAUCAAGCCUAGCUGAAUGCCAACAUCGUGGCUGGUUUAGUCAUGACUGUUGGCAUGGGGAGGACGCUGGAGUUACUUGUGAGAGAGGGAUACGAUUAGUGAAUGGCGACACCAUCUAUGAAGGCAUAGUGGAGGUGAUUGUUGACGGUGUCUGGGGAACAGUGUGCAACCAGGGCUGGGGUUAUGAUGACGCCGAUGUGGCCUGCAGACAGCUCGGCUAUGGACCGGUCCGGAGUAUCCCGACUGACCGUAGAUAUGGUCUAGGUGUUGGUCCUAUCCACUUUAAAAAUGUCUACUGCAAUGGUUGGGAAAGCUCGUUUUUUGACUGUCCAACCUCUGAUCCUGAAGGUUGCUACCACCUCAACGAUGCCUGUUUGAUAUGCCAAGGAAACACUGUUGCGCCCACUGUAGACGUCAAUCUACCCUCCUCCGUGAUAAGAUUAGUGAAUGGCAGCACCAUCUAUGAAGGCAGAGUAGAGGUGUUUGUCAACGGUUCCUGGGGAACGGCUUGCAGCCAUUCGUGGGACAUGAACGAGGCCCAAGUCAUCUGCAGACAGCUUGGCUAUGGACCAGCCAUUAGUGCCCCGCGUGACGCUACCUAUGGCCCGGGUGUUGGUCCUAUUCACCUUGUACACGUCUACUGCAACGGUUCGGAAAGUUCGAUUCUCGACUGCACAUCCUAUUACUCUGAACACUGCUACCACAGUGAAGAUGCCGGUGUUGAAUGUACAGCUCCAUUAACAGUUCGUCUCGUUAAUGGAGGCUCUUCGAACGAGGGUCGAGUUGAAGUUUUCUACCAAGGCCAGUGGGGUACAGUCUGUGAUGAUAAUUGGGGCAUUAAUGACGCUCAUGUCGUCUGUCGCAUGCUUGGUUAUCCUUCUGCAUACCAGGCGUGGAGCAACGCUCACUUCGGUCAAGGAUCAGGUCCGAUCAUGCUUGACAAUGUUAACUGCCAAGGAAAUGAACCUGACAUAGCUGAUUGCUAUCAUGCUGGCUGGUUUAGUCAUAACUGUGGACAUUAUGAGGACGCAGGAGUUACUUGUAACAGUGGCUACACCACUGAACCAUCCUACGGCUGCAGUUCAUAUGAGUGGCAGUGCUACUACAACGGCCAGUGUAUUCAAUACUACCAAAGAUGCAACGGAUACUCAGACUGCAACUUUGGCGAAGAUGAAUACGACUGUUAUGGCUACACCACUGAACCAUCCUACGGCUGCAGUUCAUAUGAGUGGCAAUGCUACAACGGCCAAUGUAUUCAAGACUACCAACGAUGCAACGGCUACUCAGACUGCUACUAUGGCGAAGAUGAAUACAACUGUCAAGGCUACACCACUGAACCAUCCUACGGCUGCAGUUCAUAUGAGUGGCAAUGCUACAACGGCCAAUGUAUUCAAGACUACCAACGAUGCAACGGCUACUCAGACUGCUACUAUGGCGAAGAUGAAUACAACUGUCAAGGGUACACCACUGAACCAUCGUACGGCUGCAGUUCAUAUGAGUGGCAAUGCUACAACGGCCAAUGUAUUCAAGACUACCAACAAUGCAACGGCUACUCAGACUGCUACUAUGGCGAAGAUGAAUACGACUGUUAUGGCUACACCACUGAACCAUCCUACGGCUGCAGUUCAUAUGAGUGGCAAUGCUACAACGGCCAAUGUAUUCAAGACUACCAACGAUGCAACGGCUACUCAGACUGCUACUAUGGCGAAGAUGAAUACAACUGUCAAGGCUACACCACUGAACCAUCGUACGGCUGCAGUUCAUAUGAGUGGCAAUGCUACAACGGCCAAUGUAUUCAAGACUACCAACGAUGCAACGGCUACUCAGACUGCUACUAUGGCGAAGAUGAAUACGACUGUCAAGCUCCAUUAACAGUUCGUCUCGUUAAUGGAGGCUAUUCGAACGAGGGUCGAGUUGAAGUUUUCUAUCAAGGCCAUUGGGGUACAGUCUGUGAUGAUAAUUGGGGCAUUAAUGACCAUGUCGUCUGUCGCAUGCUUGGUUACCCUUCUGCAUACCAGGCGUGGGGCAACGCUUACUUCGGUCAAGGAUCAGGUCCGAUCAUGCUUGACAACGUAUACUUCCAGGGAUAUGAAUCUAGCAUAGAUGAAUGCAAUCAUGCUGGCUAG
Molecule: messenger RNA, 4575 nt
Organism: Patiria miniata (bat star)
Lineage: Eukaryota; Metazoa; Echinodermata; Asteroidea; Valvatida; Asterinidae
Product: deleted in malignant brain tumors 1 protein-like
Cellular component (GO): membrane
Molecular function (GO): protein binding
Source: RefSeq, a predicted model, not a curated record